UCAAAUCCAUUUUCUUAUAAAUACUCUAGAAUUUUCAAAUUAUAAUCAGUUAUAGAUAAUGCGUUCAACACGUAAGUGGGAAUCAGAUAAGACUGGCAAAGGUUUCGUAAAUUUCCUUAUAAAUAGUCUCCCGUUUGAAGCCCAUGUUCCAAAAUAUCAGUAUUGUGGACCUGGUACGAAAUUAAAAAAGAGGUUAGAUCGUGGCGAUAAAGGAAUAAACCCAUUGGAUACUGCAUGUCGUGAUCACGAUAUUGUGUAUGAAACUAGCAAAAAUUUAGAAGAUAGACAUAACGCUGAUAAGGUGUUAGAACUCCGUGCUUGGGAAAGAUUUAAAGCAAAAGAUACACCUAGAAAAGAGAAAAUUGUAGCGUACGCAGUAGCUAACACAAUGAAAGCUAAAAGAAAAAUAGGUAUGGGCUGUAAAGGUAAACGGGGACGUGUUAAUAAAAUAAAAAAUGGGACACGAGCUGCGAUAAAAAAAAAAAAGGUUAAGAAAAAUUAUAGAGGUAAAAGACUGAUUCUAGCACCAGGUCAGACAGGUGGUACAAUUCCCUUAAUACCUAUUUUCGCAGGAUUAUCAGCACUUGGUAGUUUAAUGUCUGGAAGUGCUAGUGUAUAUAAUGCAAUCCAAAAUUCAAAAAGAAAAAAAUGUAACGGAUUAAAAAAUAAAGGAUCGAGAAAAAAAACUGAUGAAAACGUUACCUAA
Molecule: messenger RNA, 706 nt
Organism: Rhopalosiphum padi (bird cherry-oat aphid)
Lineage: Eukaryota; Metazoa; Arthropoda; Insecta; Hemiptera; Aphididae
Exons: 1
Coding region: 59-706 (215 amino acids)
Biological process (GO): arachidonate secretion; phospholipid metabolic process
Molecular function (GO): A2-type glycerophospholipase activity; structural molecule activity
Source: RefSeq, a predicted model, not a curated record